AGGUCCUCCGUGGCAAUAGUAGGAAUCGUGUUUAUGAGCAGCAGCACAAUCAUGAAGCGGGAUGGAGGCGACCGGCGGCUCUGCUGUGUAACGUUAGUUGUCUUGUGCUGGUUGCUGUCAUUAACCGACUAACGUUACUAGUUAUUUUCCUCAUUUACACGGCAUUGCUGUGAGAGAAGACGCGUUCAUGAGGAUAAUACCGCGUGUUUUUGUGGCCGAGCAGCUGGAUUGAUGACAGACACGCACAGUCUCGUCGGUACCCGUGAGAGUCACAGAGUAACAGAGGGGAAAACAUGAGGAUUCAUGACUGAGUGGUCUUCAGGUGGUCUUCAGGUGCUGCAUGUCAAUGGUGACGAUUUCUGAGAGAUGCUUAUUCAGACAGACGUUUGCUGACAAUGAACCUCUGGUGUUGUCUCCUGUUUUACACCUUCAUGUCUUCACUUGUGUGUCUAGAUCUAUAUGAAGCUCUUGAAGACUAUGGCCAGUGAACCGCUCGAGGGUUUUCACGAGGUGAACCUGGCGUCACCCACCACCCCGGAUCUUCACGGUGUAACAGACCCCGGCCCGCCGAAGCACAAUGCCCCGCCCAGCACCCUGUACCGCACACACUCGCUGAGCUCGGGUCAGAGCGUCCCGAACGCACUCCGGGCCGAUCAGCUGCCCACCCAGCCCGUGUACUCCUCCCCCCGACACCUCGGCGCUGAAGAGACGCACGAUGACAGUGGAGUGGAUCAGGGGGACGCGGUGGAGCCGUCGGCCGGUGCUGAAGAUCAUCUGAACGUCAUCGCUGACAGUCGGAGUCAUCUCAGAAGUAAAUCAGUCAUGGAGGUGAAGGAGAAGGGCUACGAGAAACUGAAGGAGGAACUCGCCAAAGCACAACUGGAGCUUAAGUUAAAAGACGAGGAGUGUGAGAGACUUUCUAAAGUGAGAGAUCAGCUGGGACGAGAGCUUGAGGAACUCACUGCUAGUCUCUUUCAGGAGGCUCAUAAGAUGGUUCACGAGGCAAACGUCAAGCAGAGCUCUGCAGAGAAACAGCUGAAGGAGGCGCUGGGGAAGAUCGACGUUCUUCAGGCCGAGGUGGCGGCUCUCAAGACUCUGGUUCUGUCCUCGUCUCCCACCUCGCCGUGUAAAGAGAUGCCCCCCGGACCCUUCAAGAAAGGUCACGCUCGUAACAAGAGCACCAGCAGCGCUAUGAUGGGCAGUCAGCAGGAGACGGGCGUCCCGCCGCAUCUUCUGCAGCAGGAGGUGGACUCCUCGCUCUUCAUGGAGUUCAGAACGUGGAAGGAAGAGCCCACUUUGGAGAAAAGCUGCUGUUUUCUGGAGCGGAUCUACAGAGAAGAUAUUUAUCCAUGUUUGAGCUUCUCCAAGAGCGAGCUGGGCUCUGCCAUUCUGUCGGCGGUGGAGCAGAACUUACUGAGCGUUGAGCCGGUGGGAUUUCAGCCUCUGCCGGUGGUCAAAGCGUCUGCCGUCGAGUGCGGAGGACCCAAUCUUGUGUGUUGUAGGAAAUGUGCUCUGUGUGGCCAGAGCAAAAGCUGUAAACACCGGAUCAAGUUCAGUGACUCCAGUAACUAUUAUUACGUCUCUCCGUUCUGUCGAUACCGGAUCACUUCUGUCUGUAACUUCUUCACCUACAUUCGAUAUAUUGUUCAAGGACUGGUGAAACAGCAGGAUGCAGAGCAGAUGUUCUGGGAGGUCAUACAGCUUCGUAAGGAGAUGUCCAACGCCAAGCUGGGUUACUUCAGAGAUGAGCUGUAAAUUCAGAACUUCCACUCGAUACGCUGAAGAUCAUCCCCUGAACGUUCACACGAUCAUUUCCUGAACAUCCACUCGAUACACUGAAGAUCAUCUCCUGAACAUCCACUCGAUACACUGAAGAUCAUCUCCUGAACAUCCACUCGAUACACUGAAGAUCAUCUCCUGAACAUCCACUCGAUACACUGAAGAUCAUCUCCUGAACAUCCACUCCAUACACUGAAGAU
This is a messenger RNA of Triplophysa rosa, 1979 nucleotides long. RefSeq names its product RAB3A interacting protein (rabin3) (gene rab3ip). The coding region runs from base 460 to 1755 and encodes 431 amino acids. Lineage: Eukaryota; Metazoa; Chordata; Actinopteri; Cypriniformes; Nemacheilidae. Gene Ontology annotation, molecular function: guanyl-nucleotide exchange factor activity. Gene Ontology annotation, biological process: exocytosis. The transcript has 12 exons. The record is from RefSeq and is a predicted model, not a curated record. Gene Ontology annotation, cellular component: Golgi to plasma membrane transport vesicle.